AUGCAGAAGCAAGUCGGCGACAUUCUAUCCUCUGUAACGAUUGUCCGCCACGUAUCUGCACCAUCAAAAGUGCAGGCCCAACUUGGCCUUGAGGCAGAACACACGGCUAGCGAGCAAGUGUUGCAUUGGGAGCUGAACGCAGUGUACACCGCUCCGGGAGCUCGACGAAGGGGCCUGGGAAGAAAAGUGAUAGAGGCAGCGGUCAAAGAGGCGCGAGGCGCUGCUGAUUCCGAAGGCAAACCUUGCCUCAUUACGGUGCUAGUGAAGAAGAAUAAUACCGCUGCCAGAAUCCUGUACGAGAGGGCUGGGUUUCAAGCCCUGGGUGGUGUUGACGGAGAUGAUGCACUGCGGCUGUUUCUCUGGACGGCUCGCUCGACGUAG
Molecule: messenger RNA, 381 nt
Organism: Metarhizium acridum CQMa 102
Lineage: Eukaryota; Fungi; Ascomycota; Sordariomycetes; Hypocreales; Clavicipitaceae
Source: RefSeq, a predicted model, not a curated record